AUGGGGAAUGUCAACAGCAGGCCUGAUGAGCCUGGGGUGCUCUAUCUGAAGGACCAGACUAAGCUGAGCAUCUCCUCCCUGAUCAUCACCAACCAGCGCGGCGCCGUUCUCCUCAAUAUUGUGCCAAACUCAUUCCCUGCGUCACGGAUUACUGCAAAGAGAGAUGCUGGUGACGAUACGCCUAUUGAGUUCAUUCAGGACCCAGACUCAGUGGGCAGCAAUGCGCUACCUUCCUUCCUCCUCCGAUUAAACAAUGAAGACGAGCUCAACUUCAGAUUCACAUUCGUUAUUCGACAGACCCAAAUCUCGCCCAUACCCACCGCAACAACCAUAAACGGUGUCGCCAGUUCGCUGCCAGAAGUCGCCGAUACGGUGCUCAAGGGAGUCACAUUCGCACACGCAUCGAACGCAAAGGAGCUCGACAACCUGAUCACACGAGAGUUCCAUGCGAAUCCGAACCUCCAGAAUAAUGAUAAUGUUCAGCACGUUGGCACGUUUGAGACGGGUGGCACACCUUCAGUCCAGUUCGACUGGGUAUGGCGAUGGAAGCCGCCGAAGAGGUCGGAAGAUAAGGGCGGCGGAUGGAGAAAUUGCUGCAGCUUCUUGGACUACGACCAGAGGACGAACAGGUUGAAUACGUUGGCUUCGUUCGAAUAUUGGGUUCAAGGCCCAGCGAGACCAUCCACCAGUCCCAGCCUUCACUCUACAGGGUUCGAACUGGCGGUGCCCCAACGUAAUCGCCAGAUCUCAUCCCACUCGAACAUGUCACGGAUGAGCGAGCCAGACAGCACGUUUAACGAAAACCUGGCCCCCACCUCGCCCAUUGACCAUGCCGAGAACCCGUUCGCCCCGGCCGCCAGUAUCUCUUCAAAUGCGACCACAGCUGCGCCCGUCAAGUUGGAUGUUACUUGUCAACGUCCGGGCGAGGAUAUGAGCGCGGUUGACGAUGGGCCCUUAUUUCGAGCCACGAUGAAGGCGCUCGAACAAAAGACCGGAAAUAUGCGGGCGAAGAUGAAGAAACUUCUCAAAAAGGCCGAGGCUGCGCACCAGGCACAGGUAGCGUGUAAUGAUUCGGUCUGCGCAUUCAUCCUUGCGCUGAAUGAAGCGUCCAAAUCCAACGCCAACGCUAUACAGCCUGCCAUGGACCAUUACUUUGAGAAGACUGCGCAAGAAAUCCUCCGCUACGAGCAACAGAACUCCGUCAACUUGCAAAAGCUUAUCAUCGAACCUCUUUCGAAACUCUAUACACAAGACAUCAAACAGGCGGAAUGGAAGAAGAAGAUCUUUGACGAUGAGAGCAGAGACUACUAUGCGUAUGUUGGAAGGUAUCUGGGCCAACGACAAGACUCUCUGAAAGAAAAGAAGAGAGCGGAGAGUGAUUCCAAAUACCAAACCAAGAGAAGGAAUUUCGAAUUAAAGCGUUUCGACUAUUCAUCGUUCAUGCAAGACUUACACGGUGGUAAGAAGGACCAGGAAGUGCUCUCUUAUCUCACCAAAUAUGCCGGGACGCAAGCCCAGAGUUAUCUCGCAACCGCCAAAAAAGUUGGUGAGCUGAUGCCGCAACUCGAAGCUCUGAUGCACGAGGUCUCCGAAGCCGAUAAAGAGUUCCAGUUUCAGCGUACGGAGCGGGAAGAGAAACGCAGGGCCCUCGAGAACAGCACCAAGAAGUAUAUUGAACCAGAGACAGUCCCGAACCCAGGCCCACCACCACCUACACCUGGCGGUACUAAUACCACCUCCGCCACCACCACUUAUACGUCUGACUCCGACCUUGGGCGAGCGGACAGUACAAGUUCGACGUUGAAGGGCGUCGUGAGUAACACGUCAGCUUUGUCAUCGUCCCCCAACGCAGCAACGGCCUUGACCGGAUCGACAAUUGGAUCACUCUCUUCAACUCAUAACCGGUUCAAGGGGAUUCGUGACCUGGAAGAACGUGAUAGCACGAGCAUGGCAGCGGCGGAACGGGCAAAUGGCCAACAAAGAAAGGAAGGUCUAUUAUGGGCCUUGUCACGUCCAGGAUCUCAUAUCGAUCCCAAGGGCAUUAAUAAACAGGCAUGGCAUAAGUUCUGGAUCGUUCUCGACCAAGGCAAGCUCUCAGAAUAUAGCAACUGGAAGCAAAAGCUCGAUCUGCACAUGGACCCCAUCGAUCUACGGAUGGCGUCUGUUCGCGAGGCACGCAAUGCAGAGAGACGGUUCUGCUUCGAGGUCAUCACUCCUCAAUAUAAACGGAUAUACCAAGCAACCUCCGAAGAGGACAUGGCCAACUGGAUCCUAGCGAUUAACAACGCCUUACAGAGCGCCGUCGAGGGUCGAGGCAUGGCUCCCUUAGGUAACCCAUCACCUGGUGACAAGCCCCGACGAGACAUCGGAUCUGUCCUGACGGGCAAGAGUUCGUCGUAUUCCGGCCAGCAUGGUGUCUCUACAUCCUCCAACACGGGCAAUACUGGGAAUAUGGGCCGCCGCACAACAGUAGGCGCACGACCCAGUUACGUGAGGAGCGAUAGCCAUAGCUUUGAUGAGGACCCUGCCAAACUCCUGCAAACCAUCCACAACGCCGACCAGGGCAAUAAUUGGUGUGCGGACUGCGGAUCCGCAUCGAAAGUUGAAUGGGUAUCUAUCAACCUCGGAAUAGUCCUAUGCAUUGAAUGCAGUGGCAUCCACAGAUCGUUGGGAACGCAUAUAUCCAAAAUACGCUCGCUGACACUCGACAUCCACUCCUUCUCAAAUGAUAUCGUGGAGAUAUUGCUACAGAUAGGAAAUCGCGUUAGCAAUAUGGUCUGGGAGGCGCAGUUAGAUCCUGGGAUCAAGCCCGGCCCGCAAGCGACGCGUGACCAGCGACUGAAAUUCAUUACGGCAAAGUAUAGUGAUCGAGCAUAUGUUCGACCGCUAUCAACCACUUUGUCGAGAUUCGCAUCUCCAGAUGAAACGCUACUUGCUUCAAUCAAGAAGAACGAUAUACAAGGGGUGUUAUACGGCAUUGCUCUACGGGCGAACCUCAACGUCGCAGAUCGUUCACGUAAUACGCAUGCCGUCUUCCUAGCCCUUGCGGCUGCCGACCCUGCAGCACCAGGAUCUGGAACCUCGACCCCAACCCUAGGCGGCUCUAAAACUUUUACUCCUUCUCAUUCCUCCGGUGUCAGUGUUAAUGCGAUACCUUUCCCUGUUGCGGAGCUUUUGGUGCAGAACGGUGCUGUGAUUCCAUCUCAGAUGCCUGCCAUUCCGCUCUCUCAGGCUGCGCAGUUAUAUGUGAACCAGCGAACUGUUCGAUCAUCACGACUUGGGCCUGGUGGUAACACCGCCGACACUCUGAGUGCGCUGCCUACUAUCCGUGGAAACGAGGGACCCGGUUCCUUCUCCCCCAGCGUUGACAGCAAGGAGCGAGAGAGGCUGCAUAAGAGAGGAAGCGCUGGUGCACGGUUUGCCGGCAAAGUGUCUUCUCUAGCUGGAUAA
Arthroderma uncinatum is the source of this 3450-nucleotide messenger RNA. RefSeq names its product csx2. Gene Ontology annotation, cellular component: trans-Golgi network; cytoplasm; endosome. Gene Ontology annotation, molecular function: protein binding; GTPase activator activity. Gene Ontology annotation, biological process: intra-Golgi vesicle-mediated transport. The record is from RefSeq and is a predicted model, not a curated record. The transcript has 4 exons. Lineage: Eukaryota; Fungi; Ascomycota; Eurotiomycetes; Onygenales; Arthrodermataceae. The coding region runs from base 1 to 3450 and encodes 1149 amino acids.